CGUCACUCAAUAUUUUUUGUCCGUAUUCGGUUUUUGAAAAGUAUUUAAAGACUUUUAAUCGAUGAUAUGAAUAUAUGGAAUUGCACCUUGACUUCGAUACAUUAGUUAAACUGAUUUAAAGGUAACAUUAUCCCUCUCUAUUACAGAUACCAGUUGAAUUAAUUUCUGGCAUUUUGACAAGAUCUAUUGUUUUACUGAAAGACUUAUCUGAUUAUUUAAACUUUUGACAAAUAUGAGCUCAAAGGACGUCAGACCUUCGAGCGCGCAGUCUCGACAAGCUUGGGGAUUAGAUCCUUACGCUUCUGGUGGACACGCUAGACCUGAUAAUCAAUUCGACUUCGGUGGACCAAGGGACGAUCCAGAUUUACCUUCUGCAAUGGAAAACGACAUUUAUGCUGACAAUGAACCCAAAAGGAAUAAUGAUGUGUCCCCAACUACUCCUAAAAAGUCUGGUGGUUGUUGGAGUUGUUUUACAAGUGGUCUAAGAUCACUAUGGGCAACUCGACAGACAGAAGAAACCAAAGGAAACCGAGAGCUACAUGUGAAGACAACCUUAAGAGAGCUGAUCAUUUACCUGGUUUUCUUAGUCAUCUUAUGUGUAGUGACCUUUGGAAUGACUAGUACAACUAUGUAUUACUACACCAAGGUGAUGAAUGACCUGUUUUUGGAUACAGUUCACAGUGGCGGAGGAACAUUCAGAACUAUUACAAAUGUGAAUGAUUUCUGGAAAUUUGCCAAGAGACCCUUACUUAAUGGACUUUAUUGGGAGACAUGGUACAACAACGAGAAUGUUCCAAAUGAACAACUUGGCUAUAUUUACUAUGAGAACAAACUUUUAGGUGUACCUCGAAUCAGACAGUUAAAAGUCAGUACCAACUCUUGUCAAGUCCAUGAUGAUUUCAAAGAUGUCAUUCGUGAAUGCUUUGAUUCAUAUUCAGAAAAUUUGGAAGACAAAACAUCAGAAGUUACUCAUGCUAACUAUACAGGAUGGACAUACCAGACAGAAAAUCAGUUAGAUGGUUCAUCAUACUGGGGAAUGUUGACAACCUACAGUGGAUCAGGAUAUGUUCAGGACUUAACAGGUAGAAAGAACACGUCAGCAGAAAUUAUAGACUAUUUGUUUGACAACCUGUGGAUACAGCGAGGCACUAGGGUGGUCUUUAUUGACUUUACUGUGUAUAAUGCCAACAUUAAUCUGUUCUGUGUUGUACGACUGGUUGUGGAGUUCCCUGCAACAGGAGGAGCUAUCCCAUCAUACACUUUCCGUACUGUUAAGCUGAUUCGAUAUGUGACUGUCACAGACUAUUUUAUUCUGGCCUGUGAAUUUAUCUUUGUUCUGUUCAUUGUAUACUACAUUGUGGAGGAAGCUAUUGAGAUCAAGAAACACAAGCUGUCCUAUCUGAAAAGUAUGUGGAACAUCCUGGAUAUUGUUGUCAUUAUCAUUGCCAUACUGUGUAUAGUGUUUGACAUAUAUCGGACAAUAGUUGUAGACAACAAGCUAAAGGAACUACUAGAUAAUCCGGACAAGUAUGCAGACUUUGAGAACCUUAGUUACUGGCAGACACGUUUUGAUAAUGCUAUAGCUAUUGCUGUCUUCUUUGCUUGGAUUAAGAUAUUCAAGUACAUCAGCUUUAACAAGACAAUGACACAGCUUUCCUCCACUCUUGGUAAAUGUGCAAAGGAUCUGGCUGGUUUUGCUGUCAUGUUCUUUAUCAUCUUCUUGGCCUUCACACAACUUGGUUAUCUCCUGUUUGGUACACAAGUCAAGGACUUCAGCAACUUUCAGAAUUCUUUCUUCACACUAUUUCGUAUCAUCUUGGGAGAUUUUGAUUUCCACCAGCUUGAAGCAGCCAACAGAAUUCUUGGUCCAAUCUACUUCAUGCUGUUCGUAUUCUUCGUUUUCUUCGUUCUGAUCAACAUGUUCUUGGCUAUCAUCAACGACACAUACUCAGAGGUCAAAGGGGAUAUGGCUAACCAGAAGAACGAGUUUGAGAUGACUGACUACUUCAAGAGAGGAUACAUGAAGAUGGUUGACAAACUGAACUUCAAGAGGGACAAAAUUGUUGAUAUUCAGAAGGCUUUGAAACAUGCUGACAUCAACCAAGACAAACAGCUUGACUUUGAGGAAUGGCGUCAGGAUCUGAAGACUCGUGGUUAUGCUGAUGGUGAAAUUGAGGCUCUCUUUGCUAAAUAUGACAUGGAUGGUGACCGUGUGCUUGAUGAGUCAGAACAGAAGAAACUGCAAGCUGACCUUAAUAAAGAACAGGAUGCCCUUAACAAAGAAUAUGAACAUCUGGAGAAAUCAGGCAACAGACCAGGCACUGCAAGAAGAUCGAGUAGCCGUGUUAGUUUUAACGAUGACAGUGGUGAAGAUAGUGAUGAUGAAGACAGUGGAACAAAAUCCUCACGUUCAGGAAGAGCAUCAAAUGGUGUAUCAUAUGAAGAAUUUACAGUGUUAUCUCGCAGAGUAGACAGAAUGGAACAUUCUAUAGGCAGUAUAGUAUCAAAAAUAGACGCUGUUUUAGUUAAAUUAGAAGCUAUGGAAAAAGCUAAAUUAAAAAGACGAGAAACAAUGGGAAAAAUAUUAGACAGUAUAACAGAGACGGAUGGAAAUAGUGAUGAAGCAAAAAGAGAACAAAUGGAAAGAUUAGUAAGAGAAGAAUUAGAAAGGUGGGAUUCAGAAACAUCAUUUUCUCCAAGUGGUAGAGGGGCAUCACCAAGUAGUGGCACCUCAGCUCGGGGAGUCAGAUCUAGGUCAAGACCUGGCUCAGGACAAAACGAACCAACAUCAGAUGUAUAAAUGGUAAACCUUGCACAGGAUUACUUUGAUCGACAGUACAGAGUUUAGUAGACAACAUUCCUGUUUGUUAUUUUAUGUCUCUCUGUGAUACACAUCGUCGUACUAUCAUUUUUUUGUGUUCACUUUCACAUCUUAUCAUUGACAAAUUCAAAAUGUUUUGCAAUAAUUUCUAAUUGUUGUUAUAAUAAUCCUAAUGUCAUUCUGACAAUUUGUUCAUUUGUUUUCUUUAAAGUUAAACUACUAAUAUUCAACACUGCUUUUUCCUGUACUAAUUCUAAUAUAUUAUAAAAAAAAAAACAAUUUGAAGAAUUUACAAUUUUAAUGAAUUGUUAAAAAUCUCAUUAAGAAAGCAAAAUUUGAUAAGAAUUGUACAAUGUGUAUUGGGAUAAAAAUUUCUGUAAAAGAAUUUUUAUGCAAAUUUAUUGGAAAAAUCCAGAAUUGUUUGCAUCGAAUUGUAAUAAAAACAUUUUAGAUACAAGAAGGUGUGUGAAGAAAGCAAGUUUAUCCUGUAAGAAAAUGAAAUAUUAUACAGGAGAUAUUUUAUUGCAAAAGUGAUGUAAAAACAAUAAUUCUUAUGAAUUAAGAAAAUAAAUAAAAUUUUCAGUAAUUUACUUAAAAGUGUUUUUCAUAUUACUGAAAUAUUUCAUAUGAAUUUUUGUUUUUACAACAUGCGUUGUGUGUUAUGAAUAAAACCAAAUAUACUGUAGUUAUUGUAAUGUUUUACUGAAGUUUACUUUUAAAAUUACCAUGAAUAAAAUCCUUUUUAUCUACCUAAGUUUUACAAUCAGGGAAUAAUUAUUUUACAUUUACCGUCCUUUGAUCAUUAUGUGCCCAAAUGAAUCUCCGUCCAGAUGUAUAUGUUUGCUUUUAGGUUGGUUGUACAAUUUUUUGUUUACAUGUUAUAAUAAUAAGCAUGCUUUAACUUUAGAAAUUAUAUAUUUAUAUAUCAAAUAUUAUGGAACAAAUUGCAUGAUUUUUUUGUUAUAUAGGGCAAUGUACAAAUCAAUUCUUUGAUUAAUUUAAAAAAAAAGAUGUAUAUUUUUUCAGAAAAUCAUUGUUUUUAAAAUUACAAGUCAAUAUUUCCGUCCUGAAAGAGACAUUUGUUAAAGAAAAUAUUGAUCUUCAGAUACUAACAAAUAAAUUUGAUCUCUGCAAAGAUACCAGUAUUAAAUGGGAGAAAAAAAUCCUGACAAGUCUUUGCCAAUUACAGUAUUUCCGUCCUAAACUGCUAUAAUUUGUUAUUUAUAAUUUAUAUAAACAAUCUUUACCUUUUGGUAGGGAGCCUAACAUUUAUUUCAUUGUUUUUUCAUCCACUGCUGAUUUUAUCUGUAAUUUCAGCUUUUUUCAUACAUUUUAUAUUUCAAACCAGCAUGACUUUGCAUGAAAUAUUUGCCAUUGGACAUUAUACAAACAACUAUCAAAUCAACAUAUUUUUAAUGAAAAUUAGAAAAUCCAGUUUAGAUAAUAGGUAAUAUUUCUAUUACGAAAUGGAUAAUAUAUAAUACCUAUUGUUUUAAUUCAGAAAAAUAAUGAAUUGCAAGGAAAUUUUAUUCAUAGAUUUGUUUUUCAUUUUUAACAAAGGCAGCACCUGGAAUAACCAGAUUAAAUAAAUAAUGAAAAAAGCUGAAGUUUCAGUAACUUUGUUUACUUGUUAUGUUAGAUGCAUUUCUAUGUGUUACAUUAUUAUUAUUAUUAAAUGUUAAUUAGGAAGCAGGUUAA
Molecule: messenger RNA, 4519 nt
Organism: Mytilus californianus (California mussel)
Lineage: Eukaryota; Metazoa; Mollusca; Bivalvia; Mytilida; Mytilidae
Product: polycystin-2-like
Exons: 15
Coding region: 233-2800 (855 amino acids)
Biological process (GO): detection of mechanical stimulus
Cellular component (GO): membrane
Molecular function (GO): calcium channel activity; calcium ion binding
Source: RefSeq, a predicted model, not a curated record